Zea mays is the source of this 3194-nucleotide messenger RNA. RefSeq names its product E3 SUMO-protein ligase SIZ2. Gene Ontology annotation, molecular function: SUMO ligase activity; zinc ion binding. The coding region runs from base 300 to 2864 and encodes 854 amino acids. The record is from RefSeq and is a predicted model, not a curated record. The transcript is spliced from 17 exons. Gene Ontology annotation, biological process: protein sumoylation. Gene Ontology annotation, cellular component: chromatin. Lineage: Eukaryota; Viridiplantae; Streptophyta; Magnoliopsida; Poales; Poaceae.
GGGCCGCAGCUAGGCGGACCAAGAACGCGUACCGUUCCACCUGUUGGCUUGGCUAGCGCUUUCGUCUUCCUCCGCUCCACUCGAUGCACGCACGUGGAGAAGAACACCGCCGCCGCCGCCAGCGCUACCGGGUUUUCGCAGCAAAAAAAUAAAAAAAGGAAAAGGAGAGGGUGGGGUGUAGGCAGGGGGGGGGGGGGGGGGGGGGGGGGCGCCACUGCUUCUCUUCAAGACCCGAUUCCACUCGCGUGUCUGCCCGCCGGCCAGACCUCGAGGAAACAAGGCCUUACUUCCUUGAUUACAUGGCGUCGCCGGACGACCCCGUGCUCUCCGCUUGCAAGAAAAACUUGAGCCACUUCAGAAUAAAAGAGCUCAAGGAUGUUCUACACCAACUUGGACUUUCAAAGCAAGGAAAGAAGCAGGACCUAGUGGACAGAGUUAUGGCAGUGUUGUUGAGCCAGCAAGAUCAAGCCUUUGAAACGAAUGGCUUACCAAAGGCAAAAUCAGCGGUGAAAAUAGUGGAGGACACAUUUAGAAAAAUGCAAGACCCUACAAAUACUGUUGCAGUCUCAAGGAGCCACGAAUUAGGAGACAGUGUUACGUGUAAAAAGAAACCGGAUGAUUCUGCUCAGGCAGUUAAGGUUCGUUGCCCUUGUGGUGACUCCAAGCCAAAUGAUUCCAUGAUUAAGUGUAUUGAUCCACAAUGCAACAUAUGGCAACAUGUUGGCUGCGUCGUCAUACCCGAUACUGAGAAAUCCGCGGACAAUAUUUCUCCUGAAUUACCUUCCUGCUUUUAUUGUGAAGUGUGCCGACUUAGCAGGGCUGAUCCUUUUUGGGUCACUGUGAACCAUCUGUUACUCCCUAUCUUAAUAGGACCCUCUACUGUAGCAGCAGACGGGUCAUACACUGUACAGUAUACCGCAAAAAGCUUUCAGCUUUCAAGAGCUAAUAGAGAAAUUCUGCAGCAAGCUGAAUGCAAUAUUCAGGUUUGGUGUAUCCUUCUCAGUGACAAAGUACCUUUUAGGAUGCACUGGCCUUUACACUCUGACAUGCAAGUUAAUGGUAUUUAUGUUAGGGUGGUUAACAGGCAACCCACACAAAAGUUAGGGGCCAAUGGUAGAGACGAUGGUCCACUAUUAACAGAUUACCUGAAGGAGGGACCUAACAAGAUUUCUCUAUCAAGAAAUGACACUCGUACUUUCUGUUUGGGUAUCAGAAUUGCCAAGAGGAGAUCUCUAGAACAGGUCCUAAAUUUGGUGCCAAAGGAACAAGAUGGUGAAAACUUCGAUGACGCCCUUGCACGUGUGCGUCGCUGUGUUGGUGGUGGAGCUGAGGCAAAUAAUGCAGACAGUGAUAGUGAUAUCGAAGUUGUGGCUGAUUUUGUCUCUGUGAAUCUUCGGUGCCCUAUGACUGCUUCAAGGAUACAGAUCGCUGGUAGGUUCAAGUCCUGUGCUCACAUGGGCUGCUUUGAUUUAGAAGCUUUUAUUGAAAUAAACCAACGUUCCCGGAAGUGGCAAUGCCCAAUAUGCCUGAAGAAUUACUCUCUAGAGAACAUAAUAAUUGAUCCUUAUUUCAAUCGCAUCACUUCUUUGAUCAAAAGCUGCGGAGAUGAUACAUCUGAAAUUGAUGUCAAACCUGAUGGUUCCUGGAGAGUUAAGGGCAGACCUAAACUGAAGGACCUUACACAGUGGCAUCUACCAGAUGGUACUCUCUCUCUGUCCACAGAUACAGCAGCCAAACCUGGAAUGUGCAUUGUAAAGCACGAGGUCAAAGAAGAGCCAUUGUCUGAAGAGGUGGGAUGUCAUCUUAAGUUGGGACUUAGGAAAAAAAGCAAUGGCCAGUGGGAAAUUAGCAAGAGAGUGGAUGCUGAUCUGGUGCCGUCUUCUGGUAACGACCAUGACCAUUCAGGACACGAUGAAAACAAAAACUGCAUCACUCACUCAAGCAAUAUUGAUGAUACAAACAUUGCAGAUGAAGGUUAUAAUUUAGAGCCAGCAACAAAUGGUUAUCCCAUGACCCAUGUCCAUGAUCUUGACUCUUCAUCCGCAGACGAAAAUGGUCCUCCAGCAUCGACAGGGCAGGAUAUAGUAGUUUUGAGUGACUCGGAUGAUGAUGCUAUCAUGGUGUUGUCUCCCGGUGCUGUGAACUGUGGCUCGAUGCAUAACACUGGAAAUCUGUUUCCACCCAACACACCUGAAAAUUUAGGAGUGUGUAGUGGAGAAACUGGUGGAUGCCCCAAGGAGACAUCAUUCCUUGCAUUAAAAGAAGAUUUUGGUGAUCCGGGGUUGUCAUUUUGGGAAAGUCAUGGUAGUCCCCGAGAUGCUUCUACUUCCCAGAUCCCCGAUGCCAGUACAAAGGCAGUAGAUAAUCCAGGUGAAGUGGACAACUACCCUGCCAAUGAUCAAUCUAAGCAAGGGCAAGUUUCUGGGGCUGAUUUUGGAGUAGCAGCAAAUCCGGUGCCAUUGGAAGAUGGGCAUGAUAGCGCACUGCAACCUUGUUCAAUGAGUGAAAGAGAUAGUGCCAUGGGUCUUGCUAGCCUGGGAGCGGAUACUCAAUCAUGUGUUGAUGUCCAUUCUGACAAUUGGACAUCUGUCAGCAUUAGUGGCCGUGAUGAAGUUUUAACUGCUGCCAAAAUUGCAUCUAGGAAAAGGAGCAAUCCUGGAGACAGAAUAGAAGAUUUAGAUGAUGAUUUUGAAUCUGCGCCCAUUGUUCCUACAGUUUCAUCACCAUCACUUUGCCACUGCACAAACGUAUCAGAAUCUUUGGCAGCUUCACUUGUGGGAAGCCCAAACCAAGAUGAGUGCAGCGGAGGGAGAUGUUCAGUUCGACCGAGAUUGAUACUAGAGAUUUCCUCAGAUUCUGAUUAGCACACAUUUGUGUUGGCUGAUGCCUGCAUGACUUGGAGAAAAGGAAGGGGGUGGAUGUGAUGCUGUCUAACGCGGUCAGCGAACUGGCAAGCAGCUAGAGGCCUCUCCUCUAUCCUGUAAUUGGAGAUCCCAUCUCUGUUAGGUGGUAGAACGUGACACCAGGAGCAACAUAUAGAGUGGCAUAAUAGAGCUGAACCAUAUAUACAUGCAGUGUAGGCAAUUUUGUACCAUAUAUGUCAUGAACCGAGGUGGCAGUUAGUUGAUGUAAAUAUGCUCCCUCUCUGUUUUUCUAUAUUAUUGGCUGAAAGGAGAGGGGAGGAUGCAUGCUUA